Molecule: messenger RNA, 1423 nt
Organism: Malania oleifera
Lineage: Eukaryota; Viridiplantae; Streptophyta; Magnoliopsida; Santalales; Ximeniaceae
Product: vesicle transport v-SNARE 13-like
Exons: 6
Coding region: 378-1043 (221 amino acids)
Biological process (GO): vesicle-mediated transport; vesicle fusion; intracellular protein transport
Cellular component (GO): ER to Golgi transport vesicle membrane; late endosome membrane; endoplasmic reticulum membrane
Molecular function (GO): SNAP receptor activity; SNARE binding
Source: RefSeq, a predicted model, not a curated record
GGAGAGGGCUCCACAGGAAUUUCCCGAGCCCAGGCAGUGACAACGGUGUAACCGGUCCCAGUACGUCAGAGGAAACGAGGGUAUUGAUGGAAACGAACGAAAUCCGUGGUUCCGUGGCAUUAUCGUAAAUAUGGCCAAUCUGGUGGUUCUAAAGCCCGCAGGGGUACUGUCUUUUCCGAGAUUGUUCGAUUGUUUUUCCCGUCCAGCAGGCCUCUUACCAGGCUCCGCGCUGUCUCCGGCAUCUUUCUCCGUCUGAAUUCAGUCUUCAAUCUCCUUCUGGUACGCGCUGCUCUUGAUCUUUUUUGUUCCAUUUCUGGACGCUUGUUCCGAGUCAUCUGAUUACGCCGGUCUAGAGAGUUCGUAGAGAUCCCGGAACCAUGAGUCAGGUAUUCGAGGGAUACGAGCGUCAAUACUGCGAGCUUUCUGCGAAUCUAUCACGAAGGUGCACGGCGGCUGGUAUUCUUGAUGGAGAGCAGAAGAAGCAGAAAAUUUCUGAGAUAAAAGCUGGUUUGGAUGAUGCUGAGGCUUUGAUUCGUAAAAUGGAUCUUGAAGCAAGGAGCUUGCAGCCAAGUGUGAAGGCUAUGCUUCUUGCUAAGCUAAGAGAAUACAAAACGGAUAUGAACAAUUUGAAGAGUGAAGUUAAAAGGAUCACAUCAGCAAAUGCUAAUCAGGCAGCCCGGGAUGAGCUGUUGGAGUCAGGAAUGGCUGAUACAAUGGUGGCAUCAGCUGAUCAAAGAGGGAGACUGUUGAUGUCAACGGAUAGACUGAACAAUGCCAGUGGUAGAAUUAAGGAGAGCAGAAGAACAAUGCUGGAAACUGAAGAGCUCGGUGUCUCAAUACUUCAAGAUUUGCAUCAGCAGCGGCAGUCUCUCCUGCAUGCCCAUAACACACUUCAUGGGGUGGAUGACAAUAUUGGGAAGAGCAAGAAGAUCUUGACUGCAAUGUCAAGAAGGAUGAGCAGGAACAAAUGGAUUAUCAGCUCCGUCAUUGCAGCACUAGUUCUUGCAAUCAUCUUGAUCCUUUAUUUUAAGCUGGCUCAUUAGCCUUUUGGUGUGGACAUUCUGUAAGUCUCCAAUUUCAUUAUUUGCAUGUGCUGUUGGGCAUCAUUUUUCACUGAAGGAUUGCAGUAUCAGUAGUUCCCUGGUCUCAGGUCUCACUUCUUUGGUGAAAAUGAGCAAUUUGGUUGCUUUGUAUGGGAAAUCCCUCUUUUGACUUCUCACUGUUCUAGUUUUCCUCUUGGGUUUGGUACAUUGGUCAAUGGAAUGUGUCCAUUUUGCCUUUUUUUUUUGGUUUAUCUGAUAUAGGGGGAGAGAACUUUUUCUUUAUACGGAAGUUUGAUACCAAUCUAAUUAUUGUAAUCUCCAAUUUGUUAAUUUCAAUGGGGUAUGUGAAGUCAACACCCAAAAAGUCAAAUAUUAUUUAU